AUGUCAAGCAUGUAUCAGGACCGUUCUGGCUCGCGGGGCACCACAUCGUCCGACAGAAAGCAUAAACACCAUAAAGGCACCGGCAAGCCUUCCAAGUCUAGGGCUUCCGAAAAGAGCAGCAGCGGACUUUCGUGGCCCACCAACGCGGAAGUGAGCUUUCUUUUCGUUGUGAACCAGUUGGAAAUCCAGUUCGGCGAGGACGAGGACCCUUGCGGUUCAGGCAUGCGAAGGGAUGAAUGGUUGAAUGUGCUCCCCCCGGAGAAUCCCAUGUUCUACGUACCGGAGGGCCCGCAUCAUGUUAGCCAGGUUAUGAGAUUCAGGAACGGAGAAGUUACGGCUGCUGGUCCUGCUUACCGUUGGGUACGCCAGCAACAGUAUGGUGAAGGCUGCAUCACGAUGGCGGCGGGUGGCAACGAAUAUGCACUAUCCAAGUAUAAGUCAGCCUCCGUUUUCUCCUGCAACCCGUCACUGCCCAUUAUUACCCUCGAUGGCGAUGCAAGGGUGAAUACCGCCCCCGAAUUUCACCCACUGCAAUUCUAUCAUGUGGUGAACAGUGACACGGGCGUUUCUCAGGCAGCGUUCUCUGGGCAUAUUUUCCAACCUGCCGCUGCGCAGUCCGACCGUUCUCCCGUUCCAGCAAAGUUUGUGGCAGGCAUAAACGCUAGCUGGAUCGCAAGCUUAGUUCCUGACAUUUGCCGCAAACGUUAUGGGUCAGCGCAGUCCAUCGGGCUUAGCGGCCAACUUGGCAUCGUAAUCGGUUUGAUGGCAUUCCAUGCUAGAGACGGUCGUCGAACUAUCAAUGAGGUCUUCCUCGGACGUGAAGGACACGGAGGACUAUGGAAGGGCUAUCGCUGGCGAAGCAAUUCCCUACCUAUUGGUUACCCGGAUUCCGAGCUCGAAACUCCUCGCGGUUAUCUUGUGCACAUUUGUCUGGACCCUGAGAACCGAGUUGGCUCUACGGAAGAGACGCUCUCGAUGCUCGAAUGGAACAGCAUCCUCGUUCAGGGGUAA
Molecule: messenger RNA, 1011 nt
Organism: Pochonia chlamydosporia 170
Lineage: Eukaryota; Fungi; Ascomycota; Sordariomycetes; Hypocreales; Clavicipitaceae
Exons: 3
Coding region: 1-1011 (336 amino acids)
Source: RefSeq, a predicted model, not a curated record